AUGCUUGCCGCUUCUGAAUCUGGCAUGGCAGCUGCCUCUGUUAAGGCAAAUUAUGCAGAUGGGAGCAGUUCGAGUGCAGCAUUGUUAGUUCCUGCUUUUUGGAGCUGGCCGUAUCCAGCCGGCGGCGAUUUGGUGUUUUCGUCCUAUUUGACGGAAAAUGCGACCAACUACAACAAGACCAACAUAUUCCAAACUGUCAAUUGGCUGGACUCAUCGAAAGAGCUUGUUUCGUUCACUUGGCCGAACUCCUCGACCGGAUCCUCGACUGAACCUGGUGGCGCCGCAUUGGAGACAAAGUUGCAUAUCUUUGCGUUGUCCCUGCUAUCAGCAACGGUCCCAUCGAGUCAUCCAAGUCUGGAGAUCCAGUAUGCUAGAUCCACACAAAAAUGGGUCGAGGGCUCAGACAAAAUCCAAAUCGUCGAAGUCAUCAUCAACAACAAAGGUUCGUCUUUUGUUGACAAAAGCCAUCAAGUCACGGUGAGAAUUCAAUCGACCGGCCUUGAAACCGUGCAAAAUGCUACCAUCAAGAGAUUGCGGCCUGGAGACCAGGUUAUUGUUGAGGUUGGCGUACGAAACAAGAAUGGCAUCCAGUCCGGUAGCUCAGGUCCAGCGACCGUAGUCAUCGAAAGUGUGGGUGUGAACUCUGCUCCAUAUCAAUUCAACGCAACCUAUGGUAUCUCGCCAUAUCAAGCCACGUACGAGUCGAUCUACACUCACGAAUCGCCAACUUGGUACAACAAUGCUAAAUUUGGGAUCUUCAUUCAUUGGGGAGUCUACUCGGUUCCGGGCUGGGGUAACAAAGGGUCCAAGGAGAACUACGCCGAAUGGUACGAUUCAAAAGGCAUCCAAAUUUUAGCAUGUGCUAACGAUAUUAGGUACUGGUGGACAAUGAACUCGGGCCCUACUGACAAGACCAACACAUAUGGCUAUCACCUGGACAAAUACGGUGCAGACUUUGUUUAUGAUGAUUUUAUCCAGGACUUUACAGCUUCAGCCUGGGACCCAAAAGACUGGGUAGAUCUGUUCGCCGAUGCUGGGGCCAACUAUUUUGUUCUCACGAGCAAACAUCACGAUGGUUAUGCUCUGUUUGAUCAGCCAGCAAAUAUUUCCACCAGGACUUCUGUUGCCCUUUCUCCACAUCGAAAUAUAGUGCAGACGCUGCCCUACACAGGCUACAUCCCGUUGGAUGACUACGUCGAAGAUAAAAUUCUGCCCGAGAUGAACAUAUUGGCAGGAAUGGGAACUGAGAUAAUGUGGUGCGACAUCGGCGGCAAGAACAAAACAGCCGAGUUCGCAUCAACAUGGUUCAAUAAAGCCGCCGAGCAGAAUCGCCAAGUGGUGAUGAACGCUCGAUGCGGGCUACCCGGAGAUUUUGAUACACCGGAGUAUGCGAAAUACAGUGGCGUCCAAAGACGCAAGUGGGAGACCAGUCAGGGAAUGGAUCCAUACAGUUAUGGAUUCAAUCGGGCAACCCCAGCCGCAAGCUACAUGAAUGCCAGCUCAAUCGUCACUGGUCUCAUUGACAUCGUUUCCAAGAACGGAAAUUUCCUCCUCGAUAUCGGGCCGAUGGCGAAUGGAACGAUUGUCGAUGUCGAGAAACGACACUUGCGGGAAGCUGGGGCGUGGAUCAAGGACCAUGCUGAAGCUAUCUUCGAUACUACGUAUUGGUUUGUGACGCCUGAGGAAGGUGAUUACAUCCGUUUCACAAAGUCGGACGAUGCGUUUUACAUUCACUGUUUGGCCAAACCGAAUGCUACUUUGGCUAUAUCCAGUCCCGUGCCUUGGAUCGAAGGCGACGAAGUACGCGUGGUAGGUGGGAAUAUGAACGGCACUGUCGUACCCUCGAGGAUGACUGAGAAUGGCACAAUGAUUUUGUCGGUGAACAAACAGGUUGCGAAUGCGGAUCUAUUCGCGUGGGUUUUCAAGAUCACGUACUGA
Penicillium brevicompactum is the source of this 1938-nucleotide messenger RNA. RefSeq lists its product as uncharacterized. Gene Ontology annotation, cellular component: lysosome. Gene Ontology annotation, molecular function: alpha-L-fucosidase activity. The transcript is spliced from 2 exons. Gene Ontology annotation, biological process: fucose metabolic process; glycoside catabolic process. NCBI's taxonomy places the organism in Eukaryota, Fungi, Ascomycota, Eurotiomycetes, Eurotiales, Aspergillaceae. Bases 1 to 1938 code for a protein of 645 amino acids. The record is from RefSeq and is a predicted model, not a curated record.